Hyphopichia burtonii NRRL Y-1933 is the source of this 462-nucleotide messenger RNA. Its product is annotated as phosphatase. Gene Ontology annotation, molecular function: protein tyrosine phosphatase activity. Gene Ontology annotation, cellular component: cytoplasm; nucleus. Bases 1 to 462 code for a protein of 153 amino acids. The transcript has a single exon. The record is from RefSeq and is a predicted model, not a curated record. Lineage: Eukaryota; Fungi; Ascomycota; Pichiomycetes; Serinales; Debaryomycetaceae.
AUGUCGAGGAUAUAUUCACUUUCAGACUUGAGGUUCAUCAAGCCUGCAGCCCUCCGCUCGUGGUUUGACCAAGGGUGUCUGGCCACCAGUGGCAAGUUUGCUGUGGUGGACGUGAGAGACUCGGACUACGUGGGUGGACAUAUCAAAGGUGGAUACCAUUAUCCAAGUAAUACUAUUGAUGAAAAAUUACCCGAAUUACAACAGACCUUGUAUGAGAAUAAAAUCAAGGAUGUUGUAUUCCAUUGCAUGUUAUCCCAAGCAAGAGGCCCUAAAUCCAGUCUUAAAUUCUUAAGAUCCCUCAACGAUAUUGAAGACCCAUUGAAAAUUGAAUUUUUCCAGCAUGUCAAUGUAUGGGUUUUACAAGGUGGUUUUAGUAAAUGGCAGGAGUCUUACGGUGAAGACUCAAGCGUUACUGAAAGCUACGAUAAGGAUUUAUGGAAAUUUGGCAAUAUCGAUUUAUAA